AUGGGGAAUUGCUGCGCUACGCCGGCUACUCCAUCAGGGAAGCAGAACAAGGGGAAGAACAAGAAGUCGAACCCAUUUGCAGCGGAUUAUGUAGUGAGCAAUGGCAAUGGUGGUGGGAACUGGGUGUUGAAAGAUCCAACGGGUCGAGACAUUUCUGCCUUAUACGAUCUGGGUAGCGAGCUUGGAAGAGGUGAAUUUGGGAUAACUUAUUUGUGUACUGAUAUGACCACUGGAGAGAAACUUGCUUGCAAAUCGAUAUCAAAGAAGAAGCUGAAGUCUGCUGUGGAUAUUGAGGAUGUGAGGAGAGAAGUUGAAAUUAUGAAGAAUUUGCCUAAGCAUCCGAAUAUUGUGUCAUUGAGAGAUACCUAUGAGGAUGAAUAUGCUGUUCAUAUUGUUAUGGAGCUUUGUGAAGGUGGGGAGCUGUUUGAUAGGAUUGUUGCGAGAGGUCAUUACACGGAAAGAGCAGCUGCAGCUGUCAUGCGGACCAUUGUUGAAGUUGUGCAGAUGUGCCAUAAACACGGUGUUAUGCAUCGCGAUCUCAAGCCCGAGAACUUCCUUUUUGGAAACAAGAAGGAAACAGCUCCAUUAAAAGCAAUUGAUUUCGGGUUGUCGGUAUUCUUCAAACCUGGUGAGCAGUUCAAUGAAAUCGUUGGAAGUCCGUAUUACAUGGCUCCCGAGGUCCUGAAAAGGAACUACGGUCCAGAAGUUGACGUUUGGAGUGCCGGGGUCAUUCUUUAUAUUUUACUUUGUGGCGUCCCACCUUUUUGGGCAGAAACCGAACAGGGGGUUGCACAGGCUAUCAUUCGCUCGGUAAUCGAUUUUAAGAGGGACCCUUGGCCUAUAGUGUCCGACAAUGCAAAGGACCUAGUGAAGAAAAUGCUUAAUCCCGACCCCAAAAGGCGACUCACCGCUCAAGAAGUGCUCGAACAUCCCUGGUUACAAAACGCCAAAAAGGCGCCGAAUGUUUCAUUGGGGGAGACUGUGAAAGCGAGGCUAAAACAGUUUUCUGUGAUGAACAAGCUGAAGAAAAGAGCUUUACGGGUUAUUGCCGAGCAUUUAUCAGUUGAGGAAGUGGCUGGAAUCAAAGAGGCAUUUGAAAUGAUGGAUACUGGCAAAAGAGGUAAGAUAAACCUCGAGGAGCUUCGUGUAGGAUUACAGAAGCUAGGCCAGCAGAUCCCGGACGCUGAUCUACAGAUACUCGUCGAAUCGGCUGAUCUUGAUGGUGAUGGGACAUUGAAUUAUGCGGAGUUCGUCGCUGUUUCGGUCCAUCUUAAAAAGAUGGCAAAUGAUGAACACCUACAUAAAGCUUUUUCAUUCUUCGAUCAAAACAAGAGCGGCUACAUCGAGAUUGAAGAGCUAAGAAAUGCGCUUAAUGACGGAGACGAGACCAACAUCGAGGAGGUUAUCGAUGCCAUCAUGCAUGAUGUGGACACAGACAAGGACGGGCGUAUAAGCUACGAGGAGUUUGCAGCUAUGAUGAAAGCGGGUACAGAUUGGAGAAAAGCUUCGAGACAAUACUCACGAGAAAGAUUUAACAGUCUGAGUUUAAAGUUAAUGAGAGACGGAUCGUUGCAUCUAACGAACGAAGGUAGAUGAAUCACGAACCUUGGAAGCUGAUUGAUUUUGUUGAUUUGGAUGGAAGAAACUCUGAAUUUUUUCUUCUUUUUACUUCACUUUUGAAUAUGAUUUGGUUUGUAGAACAGAUGUUUUGGCUUUUGGGCUAGCCAGGAUUAGAAUGGUGGGGUCUGAAAGUGCCUCUUGAAACACUUAUGUUCAUGUUAAGGGUAUCUGUUUUGGGGUAGUUGAGUGCAGAGAAGACCCACCUAAGUUCAUUCUAGAGAGGAGAAAGGGUCUUGGUUGAGGACCUCAUUGUGUGAUUGUGUGUAUAUAAUCAAUUAAUUAGGUCAACUAGUGAUGUAAGAAUUUGCUUGAAUCUACAUUUUCCUUUCAAUUUUCCACUCCUUUUAAGGUGUUUAGCCCCUAAGCUCGAGAACCCGUGUUCGUGGAAGGGUUUGUUAUA
This is a messenger RNA of Cucurbita pepo subsp. pepo (vegetable marrow), 2020 nucleotides long. NCBI's taxonomy places the organism in Eukaryota, Viridiplantae, Streptophyta, Magnoliopsida, Cucurbitales, Cucurbitaceae. The record is from RefSeq and is a predicted model, not a curated record.